Messenger RNA from Salarias fasciatus (jewelled blenny), 1560 nucleotides. It is a transcript of the gene camk1a, whose product is annotated as calcium/calmodulin-dependent protein kinase Ia. The record is from RefSeq and is a predicted model, not a curated record. Gene Ontology annotation, molecular function: ATP binding; protein kinase activity. Gene Ontology annotation, biological process: protein phosphorylation. The coding region runs from base 227 to 1417 and encodes 396 amino acids. NCBI's taxonomy places the organism in Eukaryota, Metazoa, Chordata, Actinopteri, Blenniiformes, Blenniidae. The transcript has 12 exons.
CCAUCAUAAGGUGAAUGGCAGAUCACGUUGUUUGGAGAACAGUGAGUGAUUUUAUGGUGCACUACGUCCACAGACGUCUGCUUUUCUUGACGUCAGGAGAAGUGUGUGCGGACCCAGCGCUGCGCACAGGCACGGCAACCACAUCGCUCCCAGAGGGAAGGAGAGCACAUCACAGCCACACGUCGCCGUUUAGCUGUAGUGUGGCGAAUCCAACCAGCGUUGUAGGAUGCCUCUUGGAGAGGAUGGAAACGGAUGGAAAAAGAAGACAUCGGACAUCAAAGAACAUUAUGACUUCAAAGAGGUGCUGGGAACGGGUGCCUUCUCUGAGGUGGUCCUAGCAGAGGAGAAGAGGACCCAGAGGCUGGUGGCCAUCAAGUGCAUCCCCAAGAAAGCCUUGGAAGGCAAAGAGAACAACAUUGAAAAUGAGAUCGCAGUACUACACAGAAUCCAGCAUCCCAACAUUGUUUCACUGGAGGACAUCUUUGAAAGUACAUCCCACCUAUAUCUUGUCAUGCAACUGGUGUCUGGAGGUGAGCUGUUCGACAGGAUUGUGGAAAAAGGUUUCUAUACAGAGAGAGAUGCCAGCCAGCUCAUCCACCAGAUUCUGGAUGCAGUCAAAUAUCUCCACGAUAUGGGGAUCGUCCACAGAGACCUGAAGCCAGAGAAUUUGCUUUACUACAGCAUGGAUGAAGACUCCAAGAUUAUGAUCAGCGACUUUGGACUGUCAAAGAUUGAGGGAGCAGGCAGUGUCAUGUCCACAGCCUGCGGCACUCCUGGAUAUGUGGCUCCCGAGGUGCUCGCUCAGAAGCCAUACAGCAAAGCCGUGGAUUGCUGGUCCAUAGGAGUUAUUUCUUAUAUCCUAUUAUGUGGAUAUCCUCCGUUUUACGAUGAAAACGAUGCAAAGUUAUUCGAGCAGAUUCUUAAAGCAGAAUAUGAAUUCGACUCUCCUUACUGGGAUGACAUCUCAGAUUCAGCCAAAGAUUUUAUCUGUCAUCUGAUGGAGAAAGACUCUCUGAAGAGAUACACUUGUGAGCUGGCCCUCCAGCACCCAUGGAUCUGUGGCGACACGGCUCUGGACAAGAACAUUCAUGAAUCUGUGAGCGCACAAAUGAAGAAGAACUUUGCCAAAAGUAAAUGGAAGCAAGCGUUUAACGCCACAGCAGUGGUGCGCCACAUGAGGAAACUGCAGCUGGGCACCAGUCUCGAGGGACCCAGUCAGAUUACUCCCACCAGUCCUUGCCAUGGACAUCUGCUCCCAGAGGAAGAGGAGGAAGAGGAGGAUGAUGACUUGGGGAAUGGGGAGGAGGAGAGCUUGUCUCACUACGAGGGCGGCCGUCGAGGAAGCAACGAGGGCAGCACGGACCGGGACAGCCUGAGAAGCUGCACCUACUGCUGCAGGCCGGCCAGUCGCAUCUGAGAACAGCUCUGCUGUCACAAGGACAUUUUGUCCCUGGAGCGCCCAGAGCCCGUUCGCCCAGUCUGGCCAGGAAUGCAGAGUAGAUAUCAGGCAGUGUCCACCAGAGCACAUCCACAGCCUGCAGGUCACUGUUGUAGUGUGGA